ACUUUUCUUUUUGUCUUCUUCCUCCUCUUUCUUUCUUCUUUUUAUUUUUCUUUUUGUCCAUACCCUAACGGUCCCCUGCUUUACUACCCCUGUAUCCCGUCCCUCCUGUCUGACCACUCCCUGUCCCUAAACCUUGCUUCCUAACGCCCAAUCCCAUUGGGUCAUCAUCCGUAUCACAUCUCCUUUCCUCUCUUCACACACAGACGUCCUCUCCCACUAUUAUCCCUUCCCCUUCGACUUACCCAGCACAAGCAACAACGAAACACACCCAUCGCAAUGUCACGACGAAUGUCAGAGGCCACCUCUGUCUGCUCUUUCGACAGCAUCCCAACCUUGGCAGACGUCGAGGCUACGCUUGGAAGUGUCGAUAUGAACCAGCGAUAUGAACUCUACUCCGGCAGACUCAUCUCCUUUGCCGAGGUCGGCCAUCCUUGCGGACACCCCGUCUUCUGCUUUCUAGGACUGGGCUGUAUGCGAUACUACUCCAUUAUCCUCGAGGAUCUAGCCUUCAAGCACCAGCUCAGAAUAUACUGCAUCGAUCGGCCUGGCGUAGGCAUGUCCCACACAACCGAGCCUGAGGAAUGGACGCCUCUCCGAAUGGCUGAGAUUGUCGAGGAGAUGGCUAACGGAUUCAACAUCCAGCGCUUCUCCGUGAUGGGCCACUCUUGUGGAGCCAUUUACGCCAUGGCCUGUGCCCUCCGCCUUAAACCUCGUAUCGUCGGCACUGUCUGGUUGAUGUCUCCUUGGGUCCAUUUGACACUCGCAAAGCGCAUGAAGUGGAUCAAGCACGUCCCAACAACGUUACUCAAGUCCCAAAGUACAGCCAGUUUGUUAUACAAGUCGCUCUCGGUCGCAGCCAAGGAGCCGCCCUCUACUUCGGACCCCAACAUCCUGAACUAUGACCGUGAAAAGUUGUGCAAGGCCAUGUUGGAGGAUAAUAUGGCUGAAAGUCUUGAGGGCGCCAAUAACGAUCUAAUGGUCUGCCUGGAACUAUAUCAUUCGUUUGGAUUUAGCUACAAGGAUGUAAAACUCCCAGUUCACGUCUUUUGGGGCACCAAGGACGCUGUGAUUUCCAGGGAAGCUGUGGACUGGAUGGAGCAGAAGCUGGAGCAAUGCACUCUGAGCGUGAUCGAAGGCGGCACGCAUGGCCUUCUCUGGCGUGCAGAUGUGGUAUCCCAAAUCUUCAAGGGCAUCUCCUCAUCAUGGAAGCUGGCCGAAUUUGAGCGAUCUCUUUCGCAGCGGUGGUCUAUUAAGCAGCUCGGCCUGAGUACCACUAGCAACAGACAUCUUUCGUACAGAAGCAGCACUUAUAGCGGCAACGGACAGAUCCAGCAGGCGAUUCAGACAAGCAAUAUCUAUGAGAGCCUUCAUCAGGCAACACUUCACCCACACCAGGUCUUGGAGGACUCUGAAGGUUUCUGAAGGAUCAUUAUCAAACAUACAUCACAGCGACGUUUCCACAUCAUUCGUUCUCCUUUCCCCUGAGCAUCCAUUUGUACCAUAUACCCAUAUAAAAUAGUAAUAAUAAUGCCAUCCGUUCAAUACUGUGUUUU
This is a messenger RNA of Gamsiella multidivaricata, 1553 nucleotides long. RefSeq names its product Alpha/Beta hydrolase protein. NCBI's taxonomy places the organism in Eukaryota, Fungi, Mortierellomycota, Mortierellomycetes, Mortierellales, Mortierellaceae. Bases 277 to 1422 code for a protein of 381 amino acids. The record is from RefSeq and is a predicted model, not a curated record. The transcript has 4 exons.